GAGGAGCCAGCAGUACAGCAGGAAAAAACAGAGGGAUCAUGGGAAGGAGGGCACGAUGAAGGAAAAGCAGACUGGAAGAAUGAGUGCUCCCUCUCUUCCCUCCUUAAACAUUCCUGCCUUCUUUGCUGGUCAUCUCCCAGGGACACCGACAUCAUGGAGACUGAUGAGAGAAUCCUCGCCAAGACAGCCGAGAUCAGAGAGCUGGAGAAUGCAGUGGCAGUGGAAAACUUGGAACUUCAGGAGCAGAAGUCAGACCGCAAGGAGCUGGAGGAGACCCUAGUUAAAUUAGAGAAACACAAAGAGAAACUGAUUCACCAAAUAAAGGCAACCAGACAGCUGUGCUAUGAAGAAAGUCAGCAGAUCUUGUCUCUACAGGCAGAGGAGGCACAGAAGGAGAGCCAAGUGGAGGAGUAUGAGAGGGAGCUUGCCAGAGCCAGGUGGAGGCUGAGGAAGCUCAGAGAAGACGUUAAACAGGCCAAGAGGAAGGUGGAAGAGGCUGGAGAAAGGAAUAAUCCUCUCCAAGUCUCAAUCAGACAGUCCUAUGAAGAGAUCCUACAGGAGGAGAACACUCUGUGUUCACUGUCAGGAGGUGCAGUCACUCCAGAAAGCCAUCUGGAUGAAUCAGCAUCUCCUGCAGAUACCACUGAAGAUAAUCUGCUUCCUCUGAGGCCGUGGGGAAGGAGCCAAUCGUUGCCCGCCUAUGCUGAUCUCAUAAUGGGGGCCAAUGGUUUGCCUUUCUGCAAUAAUCUAGCCUGUACCAGAGAAGAUGAUGACAGUGGGACCAGCUCACCAAAGAUGGACAGAUCUGACAUAGAGGAUGGUCUAGAGGAAGGGGAGAGCAACAAUGAAGGGGAAAAUGAUAGAGAGCGUGAGGAGUUCACUGGGAACCCAAACCCUCUCAGCCAGCUGGACUUCUACCAAGCCAACCCCUUUGCGCAUUGUGAGAGUGAACAUGACCUCUUCAAUGAAGACCUAUUCCUUAAAACAGACUCAUCUGAUGGAUUUGCUUCUGACCCCUUCAAAGGCAGCGACCCCUUCGCAGCAGAUAUUUUGUUUCCAUUGACAAAUGCUGGCACUGGUGAGGGCACAGGAAAUACCGGUGAUGAGGCAGAUACCAGUCUGUCUUGUGUUGAAAACAAGGCCUCAACAGGAACUCAGUGCUUUGAGUCAGAAUUCCCAGAUGAAGACAGUGACAUAGAGAUUAGCUACAGCCGAGAGGACCUGGACACCAUUGCUGUGGUAGAUGAUUCUCAUGGAUUUAAACCCAUUCAGAGCUCAUCAGAAGAGCUGGGGCCAGAGCCUAUCCCAGGCUGGCGGUCCCAGGGUCAGUAUUCUGUAGAAUCAGAUCCUAAUGGGUAUGAGCUUGAUCUUGGUGCUGUCUCCCCACCCUCUGACAUAGAAGAACACAGUCUGGGGUCUCUGGCUGGAGAGGCUACUACUCAUUCAUCAGCAGGAUUUGAGCAAGGUCUCAGUUUUGGUGUAACACAAGCUGUCCGUGAGCUUGGUGAAUCGGUCCCAUCGGAACCUGAUUGGAUCAGAGACAUGGAGGACACUCUGCCCUGUGAUGCCACUUCCAAUCAGGCAACAGAACAGUUUAGGAACAUCAAAGGAGAAAUCCAAAACCCUGCCACUCCCCAGAACUCACUAGAAUCCCAAAACAUUUUUACUGAACCUGACUUGCUUCAGAAAAGCCUUGAUUUGAGCUAUGAACCAACCAGUCAGUCUUCCUUUGACCCAUAUGGGUUUAAACUCAGCCCUGAGCAUUCUAGUCACACUCUUUUAGACCCUGAUGAAGCUGAAUUGAGUCCAGAACCUGCUGAUGAUGAUCUGGCCUUUGACCCUGAACCCUGCUCUUCUGAACAUCAACUGAACUUUGAUCCCUAUGGGUUUGACAUUCGCUCUUCCCAGAUGAUACGGGACUGUGACCCUUAUGGCUUUAAGUUAAGCCCUCAAGAAGAGAACCAGGAAGUAUUGGACCUCUGUGGCCAUGAUAAUCAGGAUGCAGUGGAUCUUUGUACCCAUGACAACAAUGAGCAAAGAGAGCUGUCUAACUAUAGUAAUCAGGAAAUACUGAAACCUCAUGGCCAGGAAAACCAAGAAGUACUUGAAAAUUGUAGCCACAAUAACCAGGAAGUUCUAGAUUUAUGUACCAAUGGAAACCAAGAAGUGCUGGAACAAUCUAGCCUUGACAACAGAGAGUUAUUUAAACAUGAAAACCAGGAAGUCUUGGAUCUGUGUAGUCAGGGCAACCAAGAAGUUGUGGAACCCAAUCGGAAUAUUGGCAGUGAGCAACUACUUGAACCUUGUGAAUAUGAAAACCAACCUCAUAGCCUUGGCAGUCAGGAUCUGCUGGACUUCUCCCACCCUGAAAAUCAGGAAGUGUUGGAUUUAGAUAGCCAUGGUAACCAGGAAGUUUUGGAUUCUAACGACAAGGAAAACCAGGAAGUACUAGUUUCAAGUAGCUACAGUAAGCAAGAAUUUCAGCACCUUAGUAGCAGUGAAAAUCAGGAAUUACCAGACUUAAGUAGUCAUGACAGCCCGGAGGUGCCGGACAUGUUGUGUACAGAAAUUUUACCUGAAGCAAACAACAACCAGUGCAUUUUGGAACCAGAACAGAAUGUCAGUUCUGAUAGCUCAGAUAGUGAUGUGGCAUCAGAAGACAUACUGGGACUGCAACUCAGUAACAUCAGUAUCUGCACUUUGAACACCACAAGUACUGUUCCUGUUGACACUCUGAAUAUGGCCAUCAGCAGCAUGUCUGCCAACCAGGACUGUAGUUCAUCUGCUGCUCCAAUCAAUCACAACCUAUUAGAAGGUGAUCUAGGUUCAGUGUUUGGGGCUGGAGGAUAUAUUGGAUGUCCUGAUGUAGCAGAUGACUUAGAACCUUUGCACAGGAGGCAGUCAACCCCAGUACCAGAGCCAGUACAACCAGUCAGACCAGUUAGGCCUCCUCGACCAUCUCUCAGGGCCAAGGACAAGGCCCAGUCCCAGACUCAGGUCAUCGAUUUGAAGUGAUCUUUUACCAAGAAACACUCGCGUGAAGGUUACUAUGUCAACAUGGUUUCUGUGAUGACAACAACACAAGAAGGGAAGAGGAUAAGGAAUAAAGUAAGGGGGAGACAAAUGGAAAUGGAAUGGAGGAAGAAUGGCUAAAGGGAGAGCUCAUUCUGUUGUUAAUCAUGACAAUAAAUUAGUUCAUUUAGUCAGAAGGGAAACAAAAGAAGGCAAGAUGUAAGAACUACCAUGAAACCAAAUGAUAAAAAUAUUUUCUGAUUAUUAUAUUAAGGAAUAUUGGCACUUUAAUUCAAUCUAUUUAGAAUGAUUUACACCUGGCAGUGUUGCAUACAACUACCUGACUAUCCAUUUCCAGACAAUGCGUGUUCAUCAUUUACAAGGUUGCUAUCUUAUUUUUUAUGAUUUGACGAACUAAUGAAGGUUUUGACAGGCCUGACUGGUCUGAACAGUGUCCAUGUUUUGAUGUGAGACAAGUGUUAGAACAUGUG
This is a messenger RNA of Archocentrus centrarchus (flier cichlid), 3503 nucleotides long. RefSeq lists its product as uncharacterized. Gene Ontology annotation, molecular function: ubiquitin protein ligase activity. Gene Ontology annotation, cellular component: site of DNA damage; nucleus. NCBI's taxonomy places the organism in Eukaryota, Metazoa, Chordata, Actinopteri, Cichliformes, Cichlidae. Gene Ontology annotation, biological process: protein ubiquitination; replication fork processing. The transcript is spliced from 10 exons. Bases 154 to 3015 code for a protein of 953 amino acids. The record is from RefSeq and is a predicted model, not a curated record.